ACAAAACCAAAACAACUGACUGUCGAGCGCUUAGACAAAACAAACAUAAACAAAGUCUCUAGCUAAAAUAAUCUGAAAAUACGACAGACAAUUACAUCAAACUCUUUAUUGACGUUAUGAACUGUUUCUUUUUCUCUGUCAAGUUUCGCCUCUGUUGAGCAUCAUCAUGUUGAGAAGUAUAAGCGAUGGUAGACUGCAGAGCCCCUUAAUUCUCUUCGUAGAUAAUGGCCCUGAGCUUUACCCUGGAAAACAGUAUGGCCCGUUUAGUUCUCUUGUUGAUGAGGACUCUGACAGUUCAUCCAUGUUUUUGUCUGUAAUCAAAUCGUAUGUUAAAGGCUCUGAACGGGCCACUCAUGUAUUAUGUUGGCAGAGAAAAACAUCUCAACAUUUGGAAACGUUGCAAAAACAAUUUCCUUCGAAGCUUAUCCUUCACGAUUGCCUUUCAGAUUUUAAUGGUUGGAUCGAUCAAGGUCGUCACCAAUCACACUUAUUUAGUAUAAUUGAUAAUUCAAUAUCAGAAGAUACUAGAGAAAUAAAUAUUGUCAUUGAUUCUCUGUCAAACCCCUUGUUUACUAUUGGUUUUGGCUCCUGCAUUCAAGAUUUACAGAAGAUUGUGAACUUUGGUUCUAUUAAUGGUAUCAAAGUUCACCAACUACUUUGCCUUGUCAAUGCAAAUCUAGUUCCCUUUGGACCAGCAUCAAUCUUGCAUUUGAAACACAUAGCAAGUACAGUGGUUGAAUUGAAAUGUCAUGUAGCCAGCAUCACUCACCGUAAACCAGGAGGUCAUAUAGAAAAGAAGGAAGAAAAAUAUGCCAUCCUAUCAGAGGGAGAAAUCAGCAUUGAACCUCUCAGAGCAUCAGCAUUGACUGAAAUUAGGCAUACUGAGGAAAAGCCAUCAACACUACCUCAAGAUGUGGCCAGUUUCCGAGUUGGCUUGAGUGACAAGGAAAAAGAAGACAGAAGCAAGCUGGUGCUACCAUACAUGCGGACUAGUGAUACGCCCCAAGAAAUUGAAGAUGGCGGUGGUAAAGUGUUUUACCAGCCAGAUGCUGUUGAUGAUUGGGAUGAUGAAGAUCCUGAUGAUGAUUUAGAUAUUUAGUUGUUUUGUUUUUAUGGAGCAAUUGUGUAUUUCAGAGUUAAAACAGAAAUAAAUCACCCUGUACAAAACAUGA
This is a messenger RNA of Thrips palmi, 1172 nucleotides long. RefSeq names its product elongator complex protein 5 (gene Elp5). NCBI's taxonomy places the organism in Eukaryota, Metazoa, Arthropoda, Insecta, Thysanoptera, Thripidae. The record is from RefSeq and is a predicted model, not a curated record. The transcript is spliced from 6 exons. Bases 167 to 1099 code for a protein of 310 amino acids. Gene Ontology annotation, molecular function: tRNA binding. Gene Ontology annotation, cellular component: elongator holoenzyme complex; cytosol; nucleus. Gene Ontology annotation, biological process: tRNA wobble uridine modification.